AUGAGACGGAUUAGCGUAAGGUUGCCGUCCAACUUCUUCUACAUGAUCUGCUUUGUCGUUCCUUCCCCCUUCUCCACGCACUCCCUUCAUCCCCCUCCUUCCCUCCUCCCUUCUCCUCACCUGCCGUCUCUGCUAUCCCCCUACUCCUCACCCGCCCUCCCCUCUCCAGCGCCUGCUCCCCCCAGAUGCGCUCCCCUGGGCGGCACUGGCGGGGGGUGCGGUGGCAGCCGCCGCGAUGGCAGCUACAGUGAGGAGGAGGAGAAGAUCGAAUCUCCUGCCUCUGUGCUCCGUUCCAGGAGCAGUGCUGAGGGGGCGGGACCGUCUAGGGGCAAGGCUGAGGGAACGGGGCGGUCUAGGGGCAGGACAGAUAGAAGAUCCUCCCCGUGUGUAACUCACAGCCCUCACAGCACGCCCGGGAGGAGCAAGACGGAUGCGAGCGCUUCUCCCUGCUCCCUUCUCCCUUCUCUCUGCAAGCAUGGGACGGAGGGCGGGUGUUGUGCGAGGGCGAAGCGAGAGGGAGGGGACGUGGAGGCGAGUGAAGGGGCGGAGUACGAAGAGGGGUCGCAGGACGACUGGCACCGGGGGUAUCAGUGGCAGCACGUUGGUGAACGAGAAGGAGAUCUCGAACGAGAACAGGAAAGAGAAGGCACGAAAGCCGCGACUGACAGUUACCCAUCUUAUUCGUACAAUGCCCUUUUUGAAUUGGACAGCUCCCGUGUUGGUGGCUUCCCCGGAUCAGAGACGUUCAGCAAAUCCUCGCCAGGGUCAGCCUUCCCUGGAGUAACUCCUGAGGCCUCUCCAGGGUUUACCAUCCCAGGGUCUUCUAUCCGACAGUCGUCCAUCCCAGAGUCCCCUAGUCCUGGGUCCACCCCAGGGUCUUUCAACGCGUCUUACUUGCGUUCUUCUGACAGCUCGCUCUGCUCGCACCUCUCCCCGCUGCCCUCCCCUGCCGUCGGUAAGCCGCUAGCGUCCGCAGGCCUGAGCAGCGCGGAGCUGGGCUCGCAGCAUCCGCUUGACAGGCCCCUGGGAGCAGUGAGUGCGAGCAGAGCAGAGGUGCUGCGGCUAAGAGGGCAGCUGCGGCGGCGGGACGAGAUGAUGUUCUCGAUGCAGACGCGCAUGGGGAUGCUGGAGGAGGAGAGGCGAAGGGCAGAAGGGGAGUCUGUGAAUGCUGUUGCGGCUGCUGCGGUGGCGAGGGAGGAAGCAGGGGAAGCAAGAGUGCAGCUGCGGGAGAGGGAGGAGGUGAUUGUUUCUCUGCAGGCGAGAAUGGGGGCGUUGGAGGGGGAGAGGAGGCGGGCGGAGGGGGAGAUUGUGAGGGCCGGGGCAGCAGUGGCGGCGGCAGAAGCGGUGGCAGAAGCGGCAAGAGCGGCGGAAAGAGCAAGCGCGGCAGCAGCAGCUGCGGAGCUGCAGAAGCGCGAGGAGAUGAUUGUUUCGUUGCAGGCGAGGUUGGUGAUGCUGGAAGGGGAGAGGCGGCGAGCGGAAGAGGAGGGGACUGCAGGGGCUGGUGCGGGUGCUGCUGUUGCGAGGGCCGAGGCAGCAGCAGCAGCAGGUGUGGAGCUGCAGAAGCGAGAGGAGAUGAUUGUGUCGUUGCAGGCGAGAAUAGGAGAGUUGGAGGCGGAGAGGCGGCGCGCGGAAGGGGAGGUUGCAAGGGCUGAGGCAGCAACAGCAGCUGAGCUGCAGAAGCGGGAGGAGGUGAUUGUCUCGUUGCAGGCGAGAUUGGUGAUGCUGGAGGGGGAGAGGCGGCGAGCGGAAGAGCAGGAGACCGCGAGUGCUGCAGCUGCUGCGGCUGCCCGGGGGGAAGCGGGUUCUGCUGAGAUUGAGGCCCUGAAGGGGCGAUUGCAGGAGAGUGAGAGGGAAGUGGAGGAUAGUGGGAAGAGGGCGGAUGAGAGUGAGAGGAGGGCGGAGGAGAGUGAGAGGAGGGCGGGAGAGAGUGUGAGGAGGGUAGUGAUGUGGGAGGAGAGGGCGAAGGAGGCGGUUGCAGCACUGGAAAGCAAGGCCAAGGAACUAGAAUCAGCACAGCAGGCACUGGAUUUAGCACAGCAGGCCCUGUCUGCUGCUCUAGAGGAGCUUGCUGUGGUGCGUGCUGCUGCAGCAGCUGCUGAGGCGAGGUUGGAAUGGGUAGAGGAGAAGGCGGCACAGGAGGGCACGGGGAAAGUUGGCGCAGCAGUCUUUACUCUCGCUGCAAGUGCUGCUGCUGGUGCUGGUGGUGUUGGUGCUGCUGCUGCUGCUGCUGCUGCUGCUGGUGCUGCUGCUACUGCAACUGCGACUGAAGAUUCUGUGCAGCUUACGGAGCGACAGCUGGAGGACAUCCGGGCCUUGCUGGCGGAUUACCGAACCUUGGAAUCCGCCCUGGCGGAGGCUCGGGAGGAGUGCCGGGCCUUGGCGGUAGCUAAGGAGGAGGGCGAGCGGGCGAUGGCACAGGCGCUGGCGGAGCAUGCAGAGCUGGUGGAGGAGGUGGAAAGAAUGGAAGGGGAGAUUAAGAGAUCGAGGGCAGAGGCGAAGGAGAGAAGUGGAGCAGAUGGUGUAGCCACGGUUUCUGGCCUGUGGAACAAGGAAGGGGAGGAGGAGAGGGUGGGUGAGAUGGCGAGAAAGAUGGAGGGGGGAGUGAGGAGUCUGAGGGAUGAGUGCGGGGCGCUGGCAGCGGCUAAGGAGGAAGGGGAGCGGGCGAUGGCCCAGGCACUGGCAGAGCAUGCAGAGAUGGUGGAGGAGGUGGCAAGAAUGGAAGGGGAGAUUAAGAGAUUACGGGAAGAGGCCAGGGAGAGAAACAUGCACCAGGAAGAAGAGCAGGAGAUGGUGGGUAAGAUGGUGCGGAUGGAAGGGGAAUUGAAGAGACUGAGGGAGGAGUAUGGGGCGCUGGCAACCGCUAAGGAGGAGGUGGAGUCGGCGAGGGUGCAGGCACUGACUGAUCAUGCGAAGAUGGUGGAGGAGAUCAGGAGACUGAGGGAAGAGGCGGGGGAGAGGGCAGAGGGCACAUCGAUUGGCCGACCGACUUUGGCGGAGCAUGCAGAGAUGGUGGAGGAGGUGGAGAGAUUGAGGGCAGAAAUGAAGAAGGUUCAGGCUGUAGUCAAGAGGAGAGAAGCUGAAUCGGAUUCCAGAAACGAAUGGGGAAGGGGGAAGAAGGAGGAGCAGAGGGAGGAGGAAUCGGUGGUUGUUGGGAGUGAAUUGGAGGAUACUUUUCGGUCUGGCUUGGCAGUGGCAGGUGUGAGGAGGAUAGAGGGCGAAAGGGGGGAGGAGGGGACGGCUGGAAAACAAGUAGUUUUUUCAGCUGAAGCAGGAGGAGCAGACACAACAGCAGACACAGCAGAAGACACAUCAGCAGACACAGAAGCACUGGCAGUGGAAUUGGCAGAGUCGUUCCAUCGAGUUACUGUCGCUGAUAGUAAGUCCGAUGAGGUUGCCGCUGCUGCUGCUGCUGCUGCUGCUGCUGCUGCUGCUGCUGCUGCUGCUGCUGCUGCUGCUGCUGCUGCUGCUGCUGCUGCUGCUGCUGCUGCUGCUGCUGCUGCUGCUGCUGCUGCUGCUGCUGCUGCUGCUGCUGCUGCUGCGGCUGCGUCUGCUGCUGCUGCUUCGGCUGCUACUACUGCUGGUGCUGAGAUCGAAGCUCAUGUUGGUGGCACUGCUGCUGUUGCUUCUGCUGCUGAACAUGGUACUACAGGUGUCUCUGUUGGCGCUGGCUUUGCUCCAAUUGCUGCCUCCUUUGCUCCAAGUGCUUCUUUGGCUUCACCCAGUGGCACUGCUUCACAUGUAGCUGCUAGUUUCACCUCAGACAGUAACUCUGCAUCUCACACAUCUGCUGCUUCUGCGUCUGCUGCUGCCGCUGCGGGAGUAGAGGGCGCAUCAGAUGUUGCAGCAGCAGCGGUCUUGGCAAAGCUGGUCGCUGCUGCCGAGCAGGCGCUCUUUUUCCAGGGUAAUUUCCCCAGAGAUACCCCUGGAGUCCCCACCAGUGACAUGAUUGAAUCUGGAAUUGGGGGAACAAGGAGCCAUGUAGGGAGACAGGAGGAGCAAGCGAGAGCAGGCAAGGGGAUGACUACAGGGUAUUCAAGCCGUCACUCAUCUGGUGGCACGGAGGGCGAGUUGAGUCCUCUUAAAUGGAUUAGGGAAGAUGACAGUAUCGAGUAUUUGCUGGAGAACACUGACUCAAGCAUGGGAAGGCACAGGGGGCCUGUGCGGCAACAGCAGCAGCGUGCGAAGCAGGUGAGUGUGAGGGAGAGCAGUGGGCGGUUUGUGCUGGUGCCUGACAGCAAUGACCCCAGCAAGAAGCGCUGGAAAUGGGAGAAGACGGACCUGAGAAGCAGUGGAGGCAGGAGCAGGAGCAGCAGGGAGGGUGGUUCUCCUGGUGCUGCUGAUGCUGCUGCUGGGAGCGGUGGGAAUGGUGAAAACGGUGUGAGUGGUGUUGCGACAGCAGCGGGGGGGGCUGGUUCAGCUGCAUCAGGCGCUUCUGGCUCCUCUCUUGCAUCUCCUGCUGGUCUGGCUGGAUCUUGGGGCUCUGUGCAGGAUGACUCGUUAAUAGCAUUCCCCGAUAUAAGGCCAGCUGCUCACAAGCACAUACAGGUGAUACCCAUCGAGCACAUAGCAACAGUGAACGAUCUCACCCCCACCGAAUCACAUCGGCAACUGGUGGAGAGCAUGGUGGCACUGGGUCAUAAGCUCGUGAGAGAGCACGCACCUGAUGCCAAGGAAUACCACUUUGGCUUCCACCGCCCGCCAUUCAACAGUGUCAACCACCUUCACCUACACUGCUUCGCCCUCCCCUUCCACUCCUG
Molecule: messenger RNA, 4757 nt
Organism: Closterium sp. Naga37s-1
Lineage: Eukaryota; Viridiplantae; Streptophyta; Zygnematophyceae; Desmidiales; Closteriaceae
Source: the annotation of a GenBank genome assembly